AUGGCGGCGGGUGGAGGAGCAAGCAGUGGGAUUUCAGCCCCUUACGGCUCUUUGCAAGACACUCCCACUUGGGCUCUGGCAACUUGGCUUAAAAAGCACAGGAAGACUGCCUUGUUUGAGGCUGUGGAGAAGCUUAAAUCAGGUGAUCUAGCUAGCACAAACUGA
This is a messenger RNA of Dovyalis caffra, 165 nucleotides long. The record is from the annotation of a GenBank genome assembly. NCBI's taxonomy places the organism in Eukaryota, Viridiplantae, Streptophyta, Magnoliopsida, Malpighiales, Salicaceae.